Molecule: messenger RNA, 507 nt
Organism: Cooperia oncophora
Lineage: Eukaryota; Metazoa; Nematoda; Chromadorea; Rhabditida; Trichostrongylidae
Source: the annotation of a GenBank genome assembly
AUGACAACAGACAAGGAGCUUCGUUCAAAUCCCCAGUAUCGCCUCAUGAAUCACAUAAACUAUGUCGAUUUCGGCCAGAUUAUAUGCCAUAUUCUUGGUGGAAUUUUCAUUAUAUUCUCGCAUAUUCAAGUACUGUUCCCAGCACUUGUUCGGGUCGUGGGUUGUACUAUAAAUUCUUUGUGGCUUGCAAUGUUUCCUAUCAUGAGUGUCUUAUCAAUAAGUCGAAUACUGAUCAUUCGCCAAAUUAUUAAACCCAAAGAAACUCCACAUAUAAUAAAGAAGAGGAGAAGUCUGUUAAAGGUUCUCAUGAUUAUCGGCUGGUUGUACACGAUUGGAGUUUGGCUUUGGGGAUGUAUUACACAAAAUAUCACACUAUUUGGUGUUGGAUGGAGCUACGAUUUCACUAAACUGGGAGCACCAACCUUAUCAGCCCUUGAAUGGUACAUGUGUUUUCCAACGCUUGGACUUACUUAUAUCGGCUAUCUCGUUAUUGUGAUACAUGUCGAA